AAUGACCACAAGACCGUGAAACUGAAUCUAAAAUGAACGUGUUCAUUGAACGCUUGUACCUUCAUUGACAAGAUUAGGCGUUUGUUAAUGACAAUAUGCCAGCGCUGGGAUUAGUGUAGUUUUGAUAUUGUUAGUUGUUUCUUUCUCUCUCGGUUAGGAAUAGUUUUAAAGGUGUGUGAAGAUGAACACGGUUUUUGCAGUGACUUUGGUGUUUGUGGGCUGCUGCAGUAAUGUUGUAUUUUUGGAAGUUUUGGUGAGAGAUUUCCCAGGAUGCGGAAACAUUGUAACAUUUGCCCAGUUUGUUUUUAUUGCCCUGGAGGGGUUCAUCUUCGAGACCAAUUUUGGACGCAAGAAACCAUCUAUACCAAUCAGGAAUUAUGUGAUAAUGGUGACAAUGUUCUUUACCGUAAGUGUUAUAAACAACUACGCCCUCAACUUCAACAUCGCAAUGCCACUACAUAUGAUCUUCAGAUCUGGCUCUUUAAUAGCAAACAUGAUACUGGGUAUCAUCAUUUUGAAAAAAAGAUAUUCAUCAAGUAAAUACCUUUCCAUAGUUUUGGUAUCACUAGGCAUCUUUAUCUGUACCAUCAUGUCUGCCAAACAAGUGAGUGCUGAAAAAUCUGUUACACAAGAGGAAGGAGUAUAUGUAUUCUUGCAUUGGCUUUUGGGUAUUGGCAUGCUGACCUUUGCACUGGUAAUGUCUGCUUUAAUGGGAAUUUUCCAAGAAACACUGUACAAGAAGUAUGGCAAGCACUCAAAGGAGGCUCUCUUCUAUAAUCACUGUCUGCCAUUGCCAGGGUUCCUGCUGCUUGCAACUGACAUCUAUAACCACGCGGUACUCUUCAGUAAGACCACUCCUGUGGAAAUCCCUGUGAUUGGUGCAACUGUACCAGUUAUGUGGUUGCAUUUAGCGAUGAAUGUCAUCACCCAAUACAUAUGCAUUCGGGGUGUAUUCAUUUUAACCACUGAGUGUACCUCUCUUACUGUUACACUAGUUGUAACUCUACGGAAAUUUUUGAGCCUCAUUAUUUCUAUACUGUACUUCCAAAACCCAUUUACAACCUGGCACUGGGUUGGCACAGCGGUGGUCUUCUUGGGGACGCUGAUCUAUACUGAGGUGUGGUCCAGCAUUCGCAUGGCUAUGAAAGGAGAGACACCGGGCAAAAAGGCAGAGUAAAAAUGAUGACAACAACAGAAUACCUCUGUGUGUGUGUUUGCACACAUGUGAAAACAAGCCUAUGGACAUUUUUGCAUAGCAGAAUCCUCUGCUAGGUUCUUUGUAUGUUUAAAAAUUUCCCCAGAUUUAUUUUCGGGUUCAAAUCCACUCCAUUAUUAGUUUUAUUAUCGGAAUUAUGCAGUAAUAAGGCUGCACUAUAGCAGUAUGUUGAUUAAAGUAAAUCCACAUCCUUGACUCGAGACAAAAGAUCUCUUAUAAAUUGCAUUGAGUGCUAUUCAAUUACUGAUUGUUUUCAGCUGACAUGGAAUUGUGCAUAGUAGAAGUGCCAAGCAUGAAAAUUAGUCCAGUUUAGAGAUUAAACUUUUAGAUCAGAAAUGUGUAAUAGGGACUUUUAGAUGGCUGACAUGUACUGUAGACCUUUGUAUUUCUGUUUUUUUUUUUUAACUUGUGUCUCCACAAGUGUCCAGGUGUCUCAGUUGAUGCACUGCCUCACAUCCAUCAUGUUGUUAAACACAUGUAACUAUUUUCCUGUUACAGUAAUAAAAUUAGCCUGGGUUUACUAAUA
This is a messenger RNA of Clarias gariepinus (North African catfish), 1742 nucleotides long. RefSeq names its product solute carrier family 35 member B4 (gene slc35b4). Gene Ontology annotation, molecular function: UDP-N-acetylglucosamine transmembrane transporter activity; UDP-xylose transmembrane transporter activity. Gene Ontology annotation, cellular component: endoplasmic reticulum membrane; Golgi membrane. The transcript is spliced from 10 exons. Bases 182 to 1177 code for a protein of 331 amino acids. NCBI's taxonomy places the organism in Eukaryota, Metazoa, Chordata, Actinopteri, Siluriformes, Clariidae. The record is from RefSeq and is a predicted model, not a curated record. Gene Ontology annotation, biological process: transmembrane transport.